AUUAUAACAUUAUGCAAAUGAGAGAAAGAGUAUGGAUUGUGAGCUGCGGCCCUUUUAAAAUGUACAGGCUGCCGUAUACAAACCAGAACAAACCCCGUUUAAAACACACGCCGAAUUCAGGGGACAGUUUCACAGCGCCGUCGAGAGAGAGGGACGGGCGACCUCUGUGUCCGGAGACAGGCUGCCCCGCCUUUCUGUGUCCCGAAAAUCCCACUGGUUAGUUUCACAGCUACAGAGGUUUGCAGGACGAAUGAAACACCGACACAUUGUUUCAAAGUGCCAUUAAAAACAGCAACAAUAACAACGAUAAUAAUAAAUCAAAGUGCUUUAAAAUGAAGUGGGUUCUCGGAGUCGUGCUGCUAGGAUCCCUGCAUUUGGCAUCGGGGAAGCUCUCCCUUGUUCUGAAGAGUCCGGAGGCAGGGCCAGUGUUGGAGGGGCAGUCAAUCACUCUGGAGUGUCUCUCUGACGAGGACUCAGACAUGAGUGCCUACCACUUCGAGAAAUACGCCAAGUUCAUGGACUCCUGGUUUGCUGUGGACGGUUCGGUCAAUCGCUCCGCGGGUCGGCUCCAGCUCCAGAUCCCUGAGAUCCAGAGCUGGAACGCCGGGCUGUUCCGCUGCGUCCAGAACAACGGGACCAAGCAAGAUAGCAUGUCCAACAGCCUGUCUGUCCUCGUGCACUAUCUGCGCAAUGUUUCUCUGUUCGAAGACAGCAGCUUCUACAGCCACUACUCCAAGCAGCUGAAUGUCCUGACUGUGGCACCAGGGGGCGCUGUGGAGGUGGAGUGCUCCGCCUCUGCCUCAGAGAGCCCGCUGUACUCCUGGAGCAAAGAGGGUGAUGAUUGGGUGGAGGUGUCCAACAAGCUGAAUAUCCAGAAUGUGAGAGAAGAGGAUGCUGGGAACUACACCUGCACUGUGCAGCACCCCUCCGUGCCGUCACUCAGCAGGACCCACUCCCUGCAGCUGCUGGUGGUGCCUGAUGAGGAGAGAUGGGGAGAGGUGGAAGUGUGCUUUUCGGGCCAGACCCUGCUCAUCCUGACUCUGAUGACUGGUAUCGCGGCUCUGGUUCUGGUCGUGGUCAUCGUGUGGCUGGCAGUGUACUUGUCAAGACGCAGAAUCUCCUCCCUCAAGGGGCCCAUUGAUGAUCGCUCAGUGAAGAAGCCGAUCUACCACAGCAGUGUGGAGUCAGUGGACUCCACUGUGGGAGACUCGCAGCCCCUCGUCUAGAGAGCAGCUGUACAGACUCCUUCCAGAACCCUUUCCAAACGAAAUCCUGAGAAAAUAAAACCGUUUGCAUUAGCUUGGCAUGAUCAGUAUAUUUCUCAUUGACGGUGUUUUCCAUUGCUUUAUACGAGAGCACCCGGCUCAUAUGGGGCUCCCUCAUACAUUUACUCGCUAGUCUCUCUCUUUUCAUGAAAGGGUUCAAAUAUUUUCGUUUUCUUUUCUUGAGCAUCUCUUCUUAUUAUUAUUUAUAUAUCCACAGUAUUCGUGUUGUAUCUGGGUUGUACCUGCGUUUAGAAUUGAAAUGCAUGGAUUUGAUUGUGUAUAUUUAGGGGGGUAUAUAUUCAAAUCUCUUUGUGCUGUUAAUUCAGAUUUAGGUAACUUUUCCAGCGCGUUUCUGUGUGUUGGAAAGCCUGCCUGGGAUGAAGCUGAGGGCGUUGCUUUCUCUUGCACUCUCUGUUUUUUCCGUUUAAAUAAACACAUAAAUAAAUAAAAUCGUCUUUCUGAACUGUGCGAGUUAAUCGCUGCGUUGCUGAUUUCUUUAGAGUGUGUGGGUUUGUUGUUGAAAUUAAUAUUCUCGACGUGCUGUGUCUCUUCAUGAAUAUUAAUCAAGAAGAAGAUCUGUUCCCCUUCAGUGUAGAAUAAAAAUGCACAAGAAACCGAGUCGAGCAGACCAGAAUUGGGCUCUAGUGCCUUCAGCAGAAACGUCCUGAAACAAAUAAAUUCUUUUUUAUAAACCUUUUCUGUACAUCACCCCCCCC
Messenger RNA from Polyodon spathula (Mississippi paddlefish), 1981 nucleotides. Its product is annotated as hemicentin-2-like. Lineage: Eukaryota; Metazoa; Chordata; Actinopteri; Acipenseriformes; Polyodontidae. Gene Ontology annotation, cellular component: cell-cell junction. Gene Ontology annotation, molecular function: cell adhesion molecule binding. The transcript is spliced from 7 exons. Gene Ontology annotation, biological process: cell-cell adhesion. The record is from RefSeq and is a predicted model, not a curated record. The coding region runs from base 333 to 1226 and encodes 297 amino acids.